UGCAUUUUCCAUGAUGUGGACUCAGUAUUUAGAAUUCAACAAGACAAUUGGCUCAAACAUAUGAAAUGCAGAUCAGUUCCCACGAAGGCUUUAUUCAUCUGAAACAAUUGGGUAAGGAAUUUAAAUGAUGAAAGCCUCUUCCUUGUUCGCUCCAAUUGCCAAAAGGCUGGAAGGUAAGGUUGCAGUGAUUACUGGUGGUGCUAGUGGCAUUGGUGCGAGUACUGCAAGGCUGUUUGUCAAACAUGGCGCUAAGGUCAUCAUUGCGGACAUCCAAGAUGAGCUUGGUCACUGUGUGUGUGAAGACAUUGGCAUGGAAGAUCAAUCAAUUUCCUAUGUCCAUUGUGAUGUUAGCAGUGAGACCGAUGUCCAAAAUGCUGUUGACACGGCUGUGGCCAAGCACGGUAAGCUUGACAUAAUGUACAACAAUGCAGGCAUCUCAGGUAACCUGGAUCCAAGCAUAUUAUCUGUGGAUCGCGAAGAUUUCAAUAGGGUAUUCGAUGUAAAUGUGUAUGGUGCAUUCUUGGGCGCCAAACACGCGGCAAGAGUGAUGAUCCCAGCCAAGAAAGGCAGCAUUCUGUUCACUUCAAGCAUGAGUUCUGUCGUCAGUGGUUAUGGCCCACAUGCCUACACGGCUGCAAAGCACGCUGUGGUUGGACUCACCAAGAACUUAUGCGUGGAGCUAGGGAAGUUUGGGAUCAGAGUUAACUGCAUCUCUCCAUAUUGCGUGACCACGCCAUUGCUGAGGAAAACACCUGGAUUGGAGGAUGAGAAAAGGGCAGAGGAGGUGUUUUCUAUGGGGGCAAACUUAAAAGGGGCGAUGUUGGAAGCUGAAGAUAUAGCUGAGGCAGCAUUGUACCUGGGAAGUGAUGAGUCCAAGUACAUGAGUGGGCUGAACCUGUUAGUUGAUGGGGGUUACAGCACCACCAAUACAGCUCUUGGAGAUGCCUUCAAAACGCUAGUUUCUUGAACCAGUUUCGCUGCAGUACUUGACAAAUUCUACUUUCAAUUUCUUAUUUCUCUAGCUAAUAUAUGCAAAUGUUGAC
Messenger RNA from Cornus florida, 1043 nucleotides. RefSeq names its product short chain aldehyde dehydrogenase 1-like. The transcript has 2 exons. NCBI's taxonomy places the organism in Eukaryota, Viridiplantae, Streptophyta, Magnoliopsida, Cornales, Cornaceae. Bases 125 to 967 code for a protein of 280 amino acids. Gene Ontology annotation, molecular function: oxidoreductase activity, acting on the CH-OH group of donors, NAD or NADP as acceptor. The record is from RefSeq and is a predicted model, not a curated record.